Messenger RNA from Auanema sp. JU1783, 1434 nucleotides. The record is from the annotation of a GenBank genome assembly. Lineage: Eukaryota; Metazoa; Nematoda; Chromadorea; Rhabditida; Rhabditidae.
AUGACAACCAAAUACAAAGUCAGGCAAAACGAUGAAGCUUCUGAUGAAGUAGCCACAUCAUCAUCUCCAAAUAUUCAAUCUAUUUCUAUUCAAUGGGCUGAUUCAGAUUCUACUCCAUCUAUCAGCAGUCAAUUAAUUGAUGAAAAAAGCAUAGUUAACUCAAAAGAUCCUUAUUAUGCUGUUUAUUUUAUAUUUCUGUUACAUGGAGUAGGAAUGCUCAUGUCAUGGAAUAUGUUCAUUACGAUUGCUCCACAGUAUUAUCGUGAUUAUUGGUUUUCAUUCAACUGCACAGGCAAGGAUCCUGUUAACUGUACAGAAACACAUUAUGCUACAAGUUUUAUGAGUGUCAUUGGUGUUACCUCUCAAGUACCUAAUGUUGGAAUUAUGUUUUUCAACGCUGCCUUGGCAUAUCUAGGAUCACUGAUGAUCCGGAUUGUCGUUCCGUUGUUUGUCAACUGUGCACUUGUUGGCGUCAUCAUCGUGUUUGUUAUUUUUUCGCAGCCUGGUCCUAAUGGAGAAAACAUGCAAUGGUUUUAUAUUGUAACAUUGGUGAUAAUUAUGCUAAUGAACUUAGCCAAUGGGAUAUAUCAAAGCUCUGUAUAUGGAAUCUGCGCUGAUUUUCCUGACAAUUAUAUAAAUGCUCUAAUUAUUGGAAAUAAUCUAUGCGGUAUUUUCACGAGCUUAAUGAGUAUUGCUACAACUUUGAUCUCUCCUGACGACAUUGAGCUGAACGCUCUUUUGUAUUUCGCCAUCUCACUGGGAAUUCUCGUUUGUUGUCUCAUAUCUCUCUACAUUCUUGUUAGAAUUCCUUUCUACAAAGAAUAUAUGAAGCUUGGAGAGGAGAACCGCAAAACAGAAGACGCUGAUAAUCUCUCUCUAGCUCAGUAUUGGGAUUGUUUGAAACAUUGUUGGGUUCAACUUUUCAACAAUUUCUUCGUUUAUUUCAUAUCUUUAACUGUUUUCCCAGCAAUGAUGACAGAUACACCUUUCUAUGUUCCACCUGGAACGAACAAGCAUUCGGUGUUUCCUGAUAACCUUUACUUUGCCAUCAAUACUUUUUUGAAUUUCAACGUUUUUGCAUUUGUUGGAUCAACUAUAGCUAAUUACAUUCAAUUCCCUUCACCGCGCUGGCUGUUUGUGCCGAAUCUGUUAAGAGUUGUGUUCAUUCCAUUCUUUAUGUAUUGCAAUUACUUACCUGACACCAGAAAACAUAAGGUUUUCUUUGAAAGCGAAUGGUGGUCCUUCUUUGGAUGUACAAUCAUGGCAUUAACAUGCGGAUACUUGAGUAGCUUAGCUCUCAUCUAUACUCCCAGUGUUGUACCUCCUAAGUAUCAGAAGAUAAGUGGAAUGAUGGCAUCAAUAGCCUUGAUGUUAGGAAUUCUGGCUGGUGUUUCGUUCACACCUGUUAUCAGUUCUAUAACGAGGAAUUGGUGA